Amphibalanus amphitrite is the source of this 1624-nucleotide messenger RNA. Its product is annotated as receptor expression-enhancing protein 5-like. The record is from RefSeq and is a predicted model, not a curated record. The transcript has 3 exons. NCBI's taxonomy places the organism in Eukaryota, Metazoa, Arthropoda, Thecostraca, Balanomorpha, Balanidae. Bases 398 to 967 code for a protein of 189 amino acids.
GGCGUCUUUGAGACCAUCCGAAAAUUUAAGCUUCAUUGUGUUGCGAAUAUAGAAUAUUACGUCAAAAGAAUUAAGUAGCAUCGUUAAUUUUUUCCUCUGAAAGACCUAAUUGUUUUCAUAAAAUGUUUGAGAAACCAUCAAAUACUGAAUGGGAGAGGAUAGUUAAAAUAUUUCAUAAAUUAUUUUGGUCUUCAAUGCAAAUUGCCGGAUUUUUGACGUCAUCAGUUUAAUUUUUACCGCCUUCGGUCUCGAAGACACAUCUCUACCGAAACAAAUCCUUGAACAAAGCCCACAAAUCCCAAACAGAAACAACAGCAAGAAGAGGUUGGGUGAGGAUCGUGGGGAUUUGCGACCACUUUUAUUUUAACAAGGCACUUUCUUCCCAAAAAAGUUAGAGAUGGCUGCGAAGUUUGAACACUACAAGGCUGAACUGGAAAAGUUUCUUAAUAAAAGGAACAAAUUUACAGAAUAUCUUGAACUUGCUGAGAAGAAGACCGGUGUCCAGCGCCUCUACAUCUUCCUUGGCGUGGUUGCCCUGCUGGCGCUGUACCUGGCCUUCGGCUACGCCGCCGGUCUGCUGUGCAACAUCAUCGCGUUCGUGUACCCCGCCUACGCGUCCAUCAAGGCCGUGGAGUCGUCGCGCAAGGAGGACGACACCCAGUGGCUGACCUACUGGGUGGUGUACGCCGUGUUCGGCACCGUCGAGUUCUUCUCCGACAUCCUGCUCAGCUGGUUCCCGUUCUACUGGCUGUUCAAGUGUAUGUUCCUGAUGUACUGCGCCGUGCCGGCCUCGUGGAACGGCAGCGCCGUCAUCUACAAGCGUGUCAUCAGGCCCCACUUCCUCAAGUAUGAGAGUGAUCUGGACGAGAUUGCCGAUGAGAUCCGUGAAAAGGCCAAGAAGUAUGUCGACCUGUCGGCGCAGAAGGCGAUGGAGACUGCCAGCGAUGCCGCUAAUAAGCUGGAGUGAGAGAGGGGUCGCCACAGGGGCGAACUGAGCGAGCUCCAGCCGCAGCAGAGCCGUCCUUCGCGACCGACCGCCAGUGUGUCUGGUGCUUUACAAGGACGUAUGUCAGCGUGCACGGGACCGGCAGUGGACUCUGGUGGCUGUCCGAAGCCCUCACUCAUGGUCUUUGUACAUGUUUUUGGGAGGCGUACUGUCCCGCUUGGUCUGUUUCUUAGGAUCUUUUUUGAUAGUUUUUCCUUUUCGUAGCCAGGCGACGGCUCUAAGUUCGUAAGCUGUUGCCUGUGUGUGGCACCUCUUCAAAGUGUAAUCAAUGUAUUCUGGUGCUUGGGCAGUUUUACAGGCAUCUGCGCCCUCCGAUGAUAACGCGCUGUUAUUGGUGACCCAGUGCCUCGCGAUCGCUUGCAAGAUUAUUACAUGCUGGUUGUGAAUCUCGCUCUAUCCAUGCAUCGUUGUUGCUGUCAGGCUUGUUGCACUGCAGUCGCACUGUGUGCGAGCCGCGAGGUUUAUAUAUUCUGGUCUAUCGCUCUUCGACAUGCCAAGCUGGUCACAACAAGCUAUCGGGCAAUCUGAGCGUCACCUGUCUCGUCACUAGUCUUGUUUGGAAUAACAAACUAGUAUUGCUGUGAAUCCCUUCUACCGAAAAUAAAGCUUUAAGUCAUU